This is a messenger RNA of Striga hermonthica, 3930 nucleotides long. The record is from the annotation of a GenBank genome assembly. Lineage: Eukaryota; Viridiplantae; Streptophyta; Magnoliopsida; Lamiales; Orobanchaceae.
AUGGCCUCAAUCCCAUCCCCAUCUCAAUUAGAUUCUCCGGCCGACAAUCAGAAACUCGACUUCGACACUAUAAAAUCGCUCGUCACCGUAAUUAAUCGGUACACGCACGCCAUUCUCGAAAACACAGAAGCUCGAGAGGCCUUAAAGGUAAAAUGCACUUCAAAGCUCAAGAUACAACCACAAGAGUUUUUCGAAUUUUCAGAGCACUCGGUGCUGUCUAAUCUCUACUGGGGCAUAGAAAACGCCGAGUCGGCGUAUCUAGCUCGAAAUGCGGACGAGAAAAUGAUCAAGCUCGAUAGCUCGGAAAAAAUGCUUCAGAUUCCAGCCUCACUGGACGAAAAUGGGGUCACGAUGGGAAUUUCGAACGGCUACUUAGUUUGCUGCUCGUAUUUUUACCUAUCGGUGGUCGAGUUUGUGAGGAGAAAUGAAUGGCAGGUGGCUAUGCAUUUUCUUCAGGCGGUUUUAAUAUGUCCGAGGAGUGUACGCACGGUAUUUGCCCCCGGAAUCUACCGGAAGCUUUUGCCGAUUUUCGUUAGGCAUAAGUUUGAGAAAGAGUUGUUGUGCGGUAGUCGACCAAAAAAUAUUGGGACACUUAAUAGCGAUUUUGAUGAUGAUGAUGAAGAUGAUGUAAUGAGAUGGAUGGCAAAAACAUAUAAGCCCUGGUUUGUUUACUAUCAGAUUGUGUCGAGUGGCGAGUUGAAAAACAGAGGAAGUGGAACUUGUUUGGCGGAUAAUCACACAGAAUACGCCAUGAAAAUGGUUCAGAGGUCGAAAACUGUACAGUCACAGAAUUCAUAUGACGACCGAAAUGGAUUAUGGAGUCAUCACAAUCUUCAAGCAAACAUUGGUAAUGAUGUCCAGAAGGAUCAUAUCGGUACAAAUCUCCCAUUCUUUGAAAGCCACGAGAAAAUAGUGGCAUGUUUAGAAACAAUCCACAUUAGAAAAAAUACACAAAGCUCAAACAUUAGAUGCCUCAAGGAUAUUCUAAUUGAAUCCGAGCCAAAUUCUCCAAUUUCCCAACACUCGGCUAAUAGCUCUCCAGAGGAAGAUAUUUCUUCUCAGAUUUUUGCAGAAGUCACAUUUGGUUCUUUGAGAAUCGGAAGAAUCAACGCAGAGGAUCACGAAGCAACAGUUCACGAUCAGAACGGUUCAUUAUCAUGGAACUCGCGAUCCUUUUCUCACGACACAGAACCAGAAAAAACCGCACUGCAUCAACUACUAACAGAAACCGACGGAAUAAAAUCCGGCGAAUGCUUUUCCCGGAGUUUCUCCACUUCGUAUUGCGACACAAACAAAUCCACAUUAGCCAUAGCAAAACUGAACGAACACACUCCCACCCUCAACGACUACAUACACGAGCAAGAGAAUCCACACGCCCACUCAAAAAGGCAUAUAAAUUCCCUAUCCAUCCGAAAAACCUCGAGCUGCCGCCCGAAUCUCCUCCACUCCCAGCAAGAGGAAAACACAGCCAUCGAGCACCACAAUGCCCUGAUCAAUAAACUCAUAUCAAAAUUAUGCUUUGCAAACGGUGAAGACCACACAAUCGACAUGAAGUCGAUAUACGAGAUGCUCAACUCAAAGCCUGGGCUCAAAUACUCCCUGCUAAAGGACAUCAUCCUGGACCAGCUCUUGACCGCCAUCUCCACCUCCAAAGAGGAUCGUGUUGUCCGGACCUCCCUUGCCAUACUCUCCACAAUCGUCACCCAAAACCAGGAGGCAAUUGAAGAGAUCAAGAGAAAAGGGCUCAAAUUGUACGACUUAGCAACGGCGCUCAAGCGGAAUGUCCACGAGGCCGUCGUCCUCAUAUACCUAAUUAACCCGUCGCCGGCAGAGAUGAGGACGCUCGAGCUCCUGCCCUGCCUCGUUGAGGUCGUCUGCGCCUGCCGGAAGCCGGAUCCGGCGCCGCCGCUGCUGACGCCGCCGUCGGCGUCGCUGAUGAUAAUCGAGGUGCUGGUGACGGCGUUCGACGGGGAGACGAACGGCGCACACCUGGCGGCAAUCAGCUCGCCCAGGGUACUGUCGGGGCUGGUGCGGGUGCCGAGGGGGGAGAAUCCAGAGGAGCUCGUGUCGCUGGCGGCUGUGCUGGUCGAGUGCAUGAGGUUCGACGGAGAAUGCAGGAAGUACGUGGUGGAAUACGCUCCGGUUGCAGCCCUUGUGAGCCUCCUGUGGAGGAACGAGAGACGCGCGUCGCGGGUGGCGCUCGAGUUUUUCAACGAGCUGCUUCGGAUGCCAAGGUCAUCAGCCAGUGGUUUACUGGAGCAGAUACAAAAGCAAGGAAGCGGGAACAAUGCGUGUGCUUUGCUUCUGCUCACACAGAAUCGGGACACGGAGUACAGACUUCUGGCAGCAAAUUUGCUACUUCAGCUACAAGUUCUUGAAAAUACGUCUGUAAAACGCGUUCAUAAAGAAGAAGCAACGGAGAUUAUCAUAGAAUCACUUGCACGUGAAGAUUGCCCAGCUACACAGGCUCUAUCGGCAUUCAUCCUAUCGAAUCUCGGUGGGACCUACUCUUGGACAGGUGAACCAUACACCAUGGCAUGGUUAGUGAAGAAGACCGGAUUAACCUCGACACGUCACAGGAACUUGAUUAAACACUUUGACUUUCAUGAUCCUAGCCUGCAGGAUGGUGGAAUUGAUCCAUGGUGUAGUAGAACAGCGCAACGGGUAUUACAUCUUGGGGCUCCCGUUUUCCAUGCAUUGAGUAAGGGACUGAAGAGCGAUUUCAAGAGAGUUUCACGAGACUGUCUUGUGGCUGCUGCUUGGCUCGGGUGUGAGCUGGUGAAAGGCCCGGAUGAGCUGAGGCAUGCUGCUUGUGACAUUUUGCUACAGAGUAUAGAACAGUACAUGCAUCCUGGUUCGGAGCUCGAAGAAAGAUUGUUAGCAUGCUUAUGCAUCUACAACUACACUUCAGGGAAAGGAAUGAAGAAAAUAAUCAAUCUAUCAGAAGGAGUGCGAGAAUCACUGAGGCGCUUGUCCAGCGUCACAUGGAUGGCAGAGGAGUUGCUGAAAGUAGCUGAUUAUUUCCAGCCAAAUAAGUGGAGAAUAUCGUGCGUUCACAGCCAGAUUCUUGAGGUAGGACAUAAAAACAGUGGAGCCGUGACUGCCCUCAUUUACUACAAGGGACUAUUGUACAGUGGAUAUGCCAAUGGCUCUAUUAAGGUUUGGGACAUCAAAAGACAAACAACUACACUUGUUCAAGAAAUGAAAGAGCACAAAAAGGCCGUGACAUGCUUUGCACUAUAUGAACCUGGGAACUGCCUUCUGAGUGGCUCUAAUGAUAAAACAAUCAAGAUAUGGCAAAUGCUCCAUAGGAACCUCAAAUGCAUUGAGGUGAUACCCACAAAGGAAUCAGUUAGAAGUAUAGAUGCUUGUGGUGAAUUGAUAUUUGCUACCACCCAAAGCCACAAAUUGAAGGUUAUUGAUGCGUCAAGAAAAGCUAAAGACGUUUUCAAGAACAAAUGCGUGAAGUGCGUACGGGUGUCACAGGGAAAAGUUUACGGAGGCUGCAUCGAUUCAAGCAUUCAGGAAUUGAUGAUUGUUAACAAUCGCCAGCAAGAGAUAAAAGCACCUUUAAAGAGCUGGAUGCAGACUAAGCCUAUAAGCUCGGUUGCCAUAUACAAAGACUGGUUAUAUUGUGCAAGCUCGGCUGUCGAGGGUUCCAAGAUUAAGGAGUGGAGAAGGAGCAACAAGCCUCAAAUAUCGAUAAUUCCCGAGAAAGGAGCAAGUGUUGUAGCUAUGGAAGUACUUGAGGAUUUCAUAUAUAUAAAUUGCAGUACAUCAUUGAGCAGCCUCCAGAUAUGGCUGAGAGGGACACAGCAAAAGGUUGGGAGACUGUCAGCUGGUAGCAAGAUAACUAGUUUACUCUCAGCCAAUGACAUAAUUCUGUGUGGAACUGAGAAAGGUCUAAUAAAGGGGUGGAUUCCAAUUUGA